This is a messenger RNA of Mugil cephalus (flathead mullet), 6556 nucleotides long. RefSeq names its product SH3 domain-binding protein 4. The record is from RefSeq and is a predicted model, not a curated record. Gene Ontology annotation, molecular function: protein binding. Bases 471 to 3371 code for a protein of 966 amino acids. Lineage: Eukaryota; Metazoa; Chordata; Actinopteri; Mugiliformes; Mugilidae. Gene Ontology annotation, cellular component: cytoplasm. The transcript is spliced from 5 exons.
GUAAUUUUAUAUUAUAUUAACAUAUACAAUAAAAUAUGAAAUAAACAAUUAAGACGGAAAUUAGUAUUUUAAAUGUGCUGUUAGUAUCUGCAGAUGUCAUUGUUGCAGCUCCUUGCUGUUGAAGACUCAUUUGAACCAGUAGAAGUGACAUCACGUCCCUAUGGAAAUAUGUCCCGGGGAGGCCCCUCCCUGUCCCGGUGACAUCAGCCGGAGCUCGGCUGCUUUCCUCCAGGAGCUCUCGGUGGAUCCGCUCUCUCUCUCACUCAUCCAAGCACCGCCACCGGGAGAGAGAGCUCGACGGAAUCGGCGCCUGCUCGGCUGUUAUCGCUGUUUUUUUUCCUUUCAUGGGACAAAAUAAGACUUCUUUUCCGCCAGAGAUCAUGGGAGGCUGUUGACAUCCAACCUUGCCACUUGCUAAAAGGACAGAGUAGCCUGAACACCUACUGGUGCACUUGGUGACAGGUCCAAAAAUGGCCGCCCAUCGAAUCAGAGCCACCAACAACAACAAUACUUCUCUCCCUCGCUGCAAGUCCGAGGGAACGCUCAUUGAUCUCAGCGAUGGAGUGUCCGAGGCCAGCCUCACUGAUGUCAAAGUGCCUUCUCCCAGUGCCUUACGACUGGAUGCGACUGCCUCCUUCGGCACUGCCCGGGAAGUUGUUGCAAUCAAGGACUACUGCCCAUCCAGCUUCACCACCUUGAAGUUCUCCAAAGGGGACCGCCUCUACGUCCUGGACUCUUCGGGAGGAGAAUGGUGGUACGCCCACAACAACACAGAGAUGGGUUACAUCCCUGCAGCUUAUGUGGAGCCCAUCAACUACAGAGAUUCGUCAUUCAGUGACAGCGGGAUGAUUGACACUCUGGGAGACUGUAAUGAGGAGGCAGCCAAAGAAAUGGACCUUCUAGGAGAGUGGGCAGGAGUGAUUCUGAAACCAACCACCUUCCAGAAUGGAAAUCCCUUUGCAACAAACCAUACCUCUACAAAUCCUUUCCUAAACGGGGGUCCUCAGAGCUCUCUUGAUCAGAAUAGUAAUGAGAAAUCAGUCGACCUCCUUCUAUUUGAUACACUCACUCCUUCAGUGCCCAACUCCACCAGCAGCACUUCUGACAUUAAUGGUUUUGGCAGUGGCAUUUUUAAUUUGAAUCCUCUUAGUCCCUCAGUAGGGAUGGGGCAAACGUUGCGCAGGGACAACCCUUUUUUUAGAAGCAAACGUUCCUACAGUCUGUCUGAACUUUCCAUCCUGCAGGCCCAGUCCGAUGCCCCUCAGACCUCUAGUAGUUUCUUUGGAGGUCUUAAAGCACCGGCACCAGAACAGUUCCAGAGCAGGGAGGAUUUCCGGACAGCAUGGCUCACCCACCGCAAGUUGGCCAGAUCUUGCCAUGAUUUAGAUUCACUGGGUCAAAACCCAGGCUGGGGCCAAACACAGCCAGUCGAGACAAAUAUUGUCUGUAGGUUGGACAGCUCAGGAGGUGCUGUCCAGCUCCCAGAUACCAACAUCAGCAUCCACAUACCUGAGGGCCACGUGGCCCCAGGGGACACACAACAGAUCUCAAUUAAAGCUCUGCUUGACCCACCAUUGGAGCUCAACAAUGACCGCUGCACCACUGUCAGCCCUGUGGUGGAGAUUAAACUCAGCAACAUGGAAACCAAAACCACCAUUACCCUGGAGAUGAAAGUGUCUGUUGUAGUAAAAAUGGAGAGCAGGCAGACGACUGAAGUCUUGUGUGUCCGGAGUGAUUGUAAAGAGGGUCCUUAUUCUCCCAUUCCUCAGGCAUACAUGUAUGGGGACACAGUCCAGGUGUGCCUGGAUAACCUUGAGCCAUGUAUGUACGUGUGUGUCGUGGCUCAGGCCCAGUCCAUAUCUCCGGACUCCACAGUUUGGGAGCAUGUGGUCAAAAAAAUCACUUUAGGAGUGUAUGGCCCCAAACACAUUCACCCGUCCUUCAAGACAGUCGUGGCUAUGUUUGGCCACGAAUGUGCCCCAAAGACACUAUUGGUAAGUGAGGUUGGCAAGCAGGCACAGUCUGCACCACCAGUUGUGCUGCAGCUCUGGGGUAAACACCAGUUUGUCCUGUCUAGACCUCAGGAUCUGCGUGUUGGAGUUUACUCCAACAUGGCCAACUAUGAGGUAAAAGCCAGUGAUCAGGCCAGAGUGGUUCGGGGCUUCCAGGUUAAAUUGGGCAAAGUCAGCAGGCUCGUCUACAUCAUUGCAUCACGCAACACAGAUGAUGUUUCAGAUUUCACGUUAAGAAUCCAGGUCAAAGACGACCAAGAUUGUAUACUGGCUCAGUUUUGCGUUCAGACACCAACACCACCACCCAAAACAGGCCAAAAGACAUCUGUGCAACGGCGAUUCCUGAAGAAGAAGGAAGUGGGCAAGAUAGUCUUGUCUCCUCUGGCCAUUGCCACCAAAUACCCCGUUUUCCAAGACAGGAGAAUAAACAACCUGAAAUUUGGGAAAUUGAUCAAAACUGUCAUCAGACAAACAAAAAACCAGUACUUGCUCGAGUAUAAAAAGGGUGACUUUGUAGCUCUCUUGAGUGAGGAGAAGAUCAAGCUGAAAGGCCAGUUGUGGACAAAAGAGUGGUACAUUGGAUAUUACCAGGGUAGAAUGGGACUUGUUCACGCUAAGAAUGUGCUCGUGGUUGGCAAGGUUAAGCCCAUCUACUUUAGCGGGCCCGACCUUACAACUUCACUGUUGCUGGAGCAGAUCCUGAAGCCCUGCAAGUUCCUCACGUACAUCUAUGCCUCUGUAAGAACUAUUCUAAUGGAAAACAUCGGCAACUGGCGGGCGUUUGCGGAUGCUCUUGGAUACGUCAACUUGCCUCUGACGCACUUCUGCCGCGCAGAGCUGGACAGCGAGCCGGAGAGGGUGGCAUCUGUGCUGGAGAGGCUGAAGGAGGACUGCAACAAUGCAGAGAGCAAAGAGAGAAAGUCCUUCCAGAAAGAACUCCUGACAGCUCUGUUGAAGAUGGACUGCCAGGGUCUCGUGGCCAGGCUGGUCAUGGACUUUGUCCUCCUGACCACCGCAGUGGAGGUGGCAGGGCGCUGGAGGGAGCUGGCCGAGAGGCUUGUCAAGGUGUCGCGACAGCAGAUGGACGCUUACGAGGCUCCACACCGUGACAGGAAGGGGGUGGUGGACACAGAGGCCAUGUGGAAGCCGGCGUACGACUUCCUGGUCACGUGGGCCGCUCAGAUUGGCGACAGCUACAGGGAUGUGAUCCAGGAGCUGCACAUGGGCCUGGACAAGAUGAAGAACCCCAUCACAAAACGCUGGAAGCACCUGACCGGCACGCUUAUCCUGGUCAACUGCCUGGACGCCCUGCGGAGCUCAGCUUUCAGCCCCGCCGCUCAGGAUGACUACGCCAUUUGAAGUCUGCAUCACUCCUGCCAGCUCGCCUCACUCACGUGAAGCACCUUGAGAGAAGUUACACACGUUGAAAUGCUGUACAUCAGCCGUCUGCUCACUCUGAAUGCCACUACUGCUGUCGUAUGUUGUUGUUUUUGUUCCUGCGGCAUUGCCUUCAGCUCUUUCGUGCCCAGGGGGAACAUCACCCGACGGCCCCCACCACACAGUGCUAUACGGAGCUGGCAGUAUUCACAGAGACUCUUUUAAUAGCCCCUGUCUUGCACAGUUAUGUAUUUUUGUACUCCUUAUUAUGGCACAGCAAUUUUUAAAGCAACACUUUGGUUAAGAACUGUGGAUUGAAUGCCAAGAAAGACAAUUUUACACAAAAAAGACAUUUUUAGAUGUCUAAAGUGGUCAGAUGUCGACAUAUCCAUGUUACCAUAUCCUCGUCAAAUGUGUCAAAUUUGUUGUAUUUAUUUAUUCAUCAAAGAAACGUCAACAUUUCCUCUUCGUCUUUAUCUUCUGUCUCGAAGACGUCCAUCUCAUUUCAGAGAUCCGAAUAUGUUGAUGUCAAACUAAUUUAUUAAUCAUGCAGACUGAGUUUCCUUGCUCUCCAUCAGUAGAGGACGAUUAAUCAUUUUAUUAAUCAGCAGAUUUAUUUUGAUAUUAUUCAUUCUCAUCGUUUCAAAAUUGGAACCAUUUUUAUAUUCACCCCAAGGCUUUCUUACUCGUUUUGUUCCUGGGUCUUUUGAUCACACAUCUUCAUCAGCAGCCACAUAUAAGGCAAUUUGUUUGUUGCAAAUGUCUUUGUAGCUGACGUUUAUCAUUAACUUCAGGUGUGCAUACUUGGUAGCUGGGACUUAACAAGUUUAGGACUCUGGAGGAUGAAGGUCUGGAUUUGAAACUGUGGCGUACUUGUUAGAGCGAGGUAUCCCACAAUGUAUUUCGCUGGCUUCAUCAAGUCCACACCACACAAGUUACUUCUCAACGCAUCCUUGAUGGAACGGACAGGGCAAGAACACAUCCAGGUGUUUGGUCAGUUGUGUACUUUGACUUGGGACAGUACUUGGGCCGUGUCUGAUGACGUUUUCACAAGAAAAGACAAGAAUGUAUAUUAUUAAUAACGACCUAAACAUCCGCCUGAGGAUAAAAACCAAAAACUUUGUGGUAUCUGAAUUACUGCAAAUUCAAAGUGUGACUGAACAGUAGGAAGUUGCGCUUUCUGGAAAAAAAACCUGCCAUUACAGUAAUGAUGAAGAGAGAGUUGUUUGGGGUAAUUUGUUCAUAAAAACAAAGUUAGUUAUUCCCUUGAGAUGUCACGAAGGCACAUCUUCCCAGUGUUCAGCCUCACUUUGAAUAUUGCCAGUAGCGCAAACCAUUGUGAGUUACAGUAAUUCACAUACCGCAUGCUUUAAUGGAUCGCCGGCGGUCUGUUCGGUUUUAAAGGCCCUUGUUCUCUAGUAGUCGUUUAUGUUCCACCCCUUUUGGUUGUCACUCCACACGUUGAGACGAGUUCAACACGGGCCACGUAUCAAUACCAAGGACACAAACCUAGGACUUGCAUUACAGGCUCUGGUUAACCCCGGGUAACCCUCUUCAGUAUUUCCCACUCUGAAUGAUUCCCAGUAAAGACAAGCCGCGAAAAGAAAUCAAGAAAACGGAAGCUCCACUUCCAUCACCGCUAUCGGUUUGAAAAGGAAACGGCACCGAUGCCCUCGCCCCUCCAUCUGGGUGUUGAAUUUUAUGAAUGAAUUCUGUGAAUUCUAAGCCUGCUAUCAGCAUGGUGACUUUGGGCCGUGUUUCCUGUGUUGAGACCAGUACACAAAGGACUUGACAAAUUUUACUCUGAAGUACAGACGGAGCAGUCUUUUAAUAAUUUGGCACUUGUAAAAUACAUUCUGGGAUACCCUGGGAUAGACUUAGAUGCGUCCUCAGUAAAGUAAGUAAGGCAAAAACACAUCCAGGUAUUUGACCUGUACUUUUUCAAUGAAUUGGGACAGAACUUGUGAUCUUGUGAAACAUCUCAACUCCCUGACCAAGCACAGACAGGAACACAUAUUGAGAAACAUCCUUAGUCCUCUUGUCACCACUUCCGUGCACAUCUCUUCCCGUUCACGACUCGGGACUCAGUCUGCUGAUUAGUUGAACCUGAGAUGUAGAGAAAGCUCCUGAACAAAUGCGUAAGCUGACUGGGAGUUUAGAUUGUCCCAUCAUUAGUUAAUCUAUUGAUUAGUGAUACCAACAUUUUAGAGUACUUUCAGCCAAACCCUCCAUAUAACCCUCAGGGGUGUCAAACUUGUUUUACAGGGGCCCCAAUACAGCCAAUUUGAUCUGAAGCGGGCCAGACCAGUAAGCUAAUAGCGUCAUAACAUAUUAAUAAUGACAAUAACACAUUUCCCCUCUUUGUUUUAGUGCAAAGAACUAUAUGUACAUUAAUAAAACGUUUACAUUGAAUUUGCAUCCUCACAAAUCCGUGCUACAGCCCAGGUCCAGCCUUAUGGUGGGCUGGUUUUUGCCCUAGGGACAUAUGUUUGACACCCUGAUAUAUCGUCUCAUUUCUUUCCUGUCAUCAGCCUGUAUUCCUACUUUCAAAAAAAAAGUAUUUUCAUACCAAAGCUUGCCAAAAAUGAAAAGAGCUCCUCUCAGAUGUACAAUGUUGAGACCACUGUUGUAACGACACUGUCUGUCAAAGCUUCUGGUUAGGAUUCGUCUCAGUGCUGCAUACUGUAUAAUGUGAUAGUAACACAGCCAGUGGUGAGUCUGAAAACCUUUUUUUGUGACUGCAUACUUUUCGUGUAAAAGACUAAAUAAAAUGUAAAUAUUUGUACACACUUCUUUGUGAGAGUGUACCUUCUGCUGACACCGGGCCCAGCGUCACAGUCGGAGCUUCUUAUCUGUGGCUAGAGCGGCAGGCCGUCAUGCCUUAUCAGUGCUCUGUUUGUGGAACAGCGUGAAAAUACAUUGGCUUAGAGAGUGUGCACCAGAAAGAGAGAGACAGAGACUUUGGGGCAUCUUCUGGGUAAAAAACAGCAAGGUCAGAAGAAAUGAGGAAGAUAAGCCAGACAGGAUGAUGCUGGAGGUUUUCUUAAUGGUGAUGCCGACCUCCAGCUGGCUGACUGCUUAUCUUCACGCCUUCCCCGUCUUUCAGGGGUUUUAGUUUAAAGCGUCAACCUUCUACAGCCAAAAAAAAAAAAAAAAGGAAAGAGCCA